UGGAAACGAGGGAGGUAAUCACAGGAAGGGAGGAAAUUCAAGUUUUCCUCGGAGGAUUUCCGAAUGAAGUUAAUUCAAAGUUGCGGAUAGGACUCCCAAAUUUGGGCGGUUCAAAUAAGCGCAAGCUGCAAUAAUUCUCCGGGGAAAUUCCAAAGUUGCUUCCUAUCCUGCCAAAUUUCUAAUAUUGUUCUUUUGCUCAAUUUUAGUUGAAAUAACAAAAUUAAUUCAUUUGUGCUAUUUGACAUUCUAAUCAUAUUUAGUUUUACCAAUUCAACUUUUUUCUUUUGUCUUUGAUUCCCAUUUGUCUUCUAGAUAUUUGUGUUUUGUUCUAUUAGGAAGGAAAUUGGCUCGGAUGCUAGGCUAGCAUUAGGCUUAACAAAAUAUCUCAGGUAAAAACGCUUGCUAAAGCUUUUGAGUGGCUUCUGCUUCAUUUGAUAAUUGUUGAUGUGUUUGAGCAAUCCUAUUAAAAGAUAGUAUCGCUUAGGGCUUGUCUGGUUCAAUGAUUGGCAGUCAUCGGCCAAGACUCGAAGCUGAUUCAAAAAAAUUAUGUUCAUUUUAUUUUCCAACUUAUUUACUUUAAUCGAGCUAGAGAGUUGCACUUAGCACGUAUAUGUGAUAGUACCCCAUUUGAAUAAUAUUAAUAAAAAAUUGAAUUAAAUAAGGAAAUCACUUGACUACAUGCAAUCUCUAUACAAAUUGCUUAUUUAAAAAAUGACGGACCCUUGAGUUAUUAUUUUAGCACCAUGUGGCAACUGUACUAUUCUUUUUUUUUUUUUUUCUGAGAAUACAAAUAUUACAAUUCUUGAUGUCGACUCAAGCCAAGAAAAGAGGAGGAAAAUCUUAAUCUUGACCAAGGACUAUACAUACAUGUACAUAUAUAUUGGAGAGUGCGUAUGUAGAUAGGAAAAGAGACCAUUAAUGGACAUAAUGCAUACUUUUCAAUUCUUCUCUUUCUUGGCUUUAACUUUGUUAUGGACCCCAAGUGCAGCAGCCGAGGGAAGCACCAGGGCGAAGGAUAGUAACCCUGUUAAAGGCAUCAUUGGUGCUAUUAUAGAUGAAAGUUCUCGUAUUGGUAAGGAAGAAAGAGUAGCAAUGGAAAUUGCAAAGGAAGAUUUUUAUAGCUACAGCAACCAAAGUUUAGCUCUGCAUAUAAAGGACUCUCAAGGGGAUCCCGUCCGAGCAGCUCUAGCAGCUAAGGAACUUAUUGGCACACAAGAAGUGAAAGCCAUUCUAGGACUGCAGACUUGGGAAGAGGUGUCAGUAGUUGCUGAUACCAGCAGUCAAAAUCAGGUUCCAAUUCUUUCUUUUGCUGACACUAUUCCGAAAUGUGCAGCGGAGAAAUGGCCUUUCCUACUCCAAGCUUCACCAAACAAAUACAAACAAAUGAAAGUCAUUGCUGCAAUUGUGCAGUCAUGGAAUUGGCAUCAGGUCACUGUAUUAUAUGAAGAAUCCAUGGCAGGUGGAGUCAUACCACAUCUUUAUGAUGCCCUGAGAGAAGUAGGUGCAGAAAUCAGGCAAGUUAUUGGCCUUUCUCCUUUCGCUGCUGCUUCUUCCUUGUCUGAAGAUCUUGAAACUCUUCAAAGAGAAGAGUGUAGAGUCUUUAUUGUUCAUACCUCCUUAUCAUUGGCUGCACGCCUAUUCGAAAGAGCAAACAAAUUGAAGAUGAUGGAAACGGGCUAUGUAUGGAUCAUUACAGACCCCAUUACAAGCCUUGUCCAUUCAGUUAAUGCCUCUAUCAUCAAUUCUAUGCAAGGAAUUGUAGGAGUCAAAAGCUACUUCCCUGAAACAGGAGAAUGUUUUCAAGAUUUUUACAAAAGAUUUCGCAAAAGAUUUAGCACACAAUAUCCUGAUGAGGAUAACAAUGAGCCAGGAAUUUUUGCAGUGCAGGCCUAUGAUGCUUGCCGGACAAUGGCUUUAGCAAUCAAUGAAACUAAUCUUGGGGACCAGGAAUUAUUGGCAACAGUUUUGCAUACCAAAUAUCACGGCUUAUCUGGAAAUUUUCAAUUCAGCCAUAAAGUGGCUAUGGUGAAUACAUUUCAGAUCAUCAAUAUAAUGGGAAAGAGUUAUAGGGAACUUGGGUUUUGGUCAAAUGACUCUGGCUUCUCGAAGACCAUUGGUGAAGGUGCUAAUUACAACUCUUCAAUGAAUGAACUGGGCCAAGUUUUCUGGCCAGGGGCACCUCAGUAUACACCAAGAGGAUGGUCUUUGCCUACAAGCACCAACCCACUAAGAAUCGGUGUCCCUGUCAUGUCAGGUUACACAGAGUAUGUGAAUGUGCAACAAAAUCUCUUGGGAAAUAAUUUGUUUUUCUCUGGUUUUGCAAUUGAUGUCUUCUAUGCUACACUAGAACGCUUGCCAUUCUAUUUGCCAUACAAUUUCAUUCCCUUCAAUAGAACUUACGAUGAGCUGGUAGAGCAAAUUCAUCUAAAGAAUUUUGAUGCAGUAGUUGGAGAUGUAUCAAUAGUUUCCAACAGAUAUAAGCAUGCGGAAUUUACUCAGCCCUACACUGAAACAGGAUUGAUGCUGAUAGUUCCCACUCGAUCAACAUCCUGCAAUGCAUGGUUAUUUAUGAAGCCCUUCACAAAUUCCAUGUGGGCACUAAUUGCAGCCAUAACUGUCUAUAAUGGUUUUGCUGUUUGGUUGAUAGAGAGAAAUCACUGCAAUGACCUCAGAGGCUCCCUCAUAAACCAAAUAGGAGUCAUUCUAUGCUUAUCCUUCACCACUCUUUUCUCCUUGCAUGGGGAAAAAUUGCACAGCAAUCUAUCAAGGAUGUCAAUGGUAGUAUGGUUGUUUGUGGCACUAGUCAUAACACAGACUUACACUGCAAACCUUGCCAGUGUGCUCACCGUCCAGAGGCUUGAACCUACAGAAGUAGACGACAAUUCAAUGGUUGGAUAUUGUAGAGGUUCCUUUAACCAAAAGUAUUUGGUUGAAGUUUUAGGCUACGAUGAAAAAAGGUUGCGGCCUUAUUCCAGAAUAGAUGAAUAUGCACAAGCCCUCAAGAACAAGGAAAUUGCUGCUGCUUUUCUUGAAGCUCCUCUGGCGAAAGUGUUCUUUGGAAGAUACUGCAAGGGCUUUAUGCAAGUUGGGCCAACAUACAAAGUUGGAGGAUUUGGAUUUGCAUUUCCACGAGGGUCUCCAUUAUUAGCUAGCAUGAAUGAAGCUCUACUGAAGGUAUCAGAAAGUGGAAAGCUUCGAGAGCUAGAAAACGGAAUGCUUGCAUCAAACAAGUGUAGGGACAACGAUAUGGAAUUGGAAGAUGAAAAUCCCAGCCUGGGGCCCAACUGCUUCCGAGUACUCUUUAUAACAACUGGAGCUACAUCAUCACUUGCUCUCGUCUCCUAUAUUUUGGUUAAAGGUAUUUGUAUGCUGGAACACAAAUCAAUAUGGAAACUGAUGUUGGCUGUUAUGAAACACUGGCGCUUUCAAAAGAAGCAUUUCACUGGAAGAGUAAGCAAUGCUGACCUCCAUGGUAAUUCCACCCCAGAUGCAUUACACCCAGUUUAGACAUCAAAUUUUAGAAAUUCUUUUUCCACUUUGUACAUCAUGAAUUCAAAUUAGCAAUAUGUACAAAGCUACACCAAUAUAUCUAAUAACACACUGACCUUUGUAAUGGAAAUA
This is a messenger RNA of Manihot esculenta (cassava), 3621 nucleotides long. RefSeq names its product glutamate receptor 2.7. Gene Ontology annotation, molecular function: ligand-gated monoatomic ion channel activity; signaling receptor activity. Gene Ontology annotation, cellular component: plasma membrane. Bases 919 to 3507 code for a protein of 862 amino acids. Lineage: Eukaryota; Viridiplantae; Streptophyta; Magnoliopsida; Malpighiales; Euphorbiaceae. The transcript has 5 exons. The record is from RefSeq and is a predicted model, not a curated record.